This is a messenger RNA of Rotaria socialis, 488 nucleotides long. NCBI's taxonomy places the organism in Eukaryota, Metazoa, Rotifera, Eurotatoria, Philodinida, Philodinidae. The record is from the annotation of a GenBank genome assembly.
ACCGACUGGAAGUAUCGAAUGAAAUCUACGGCCGGUGUGUAACGUAGUUCAUAAAAUAAUAUAGUUUGACUAUUAUGUCUCAUUUUAGAUAUGUUGACGAUAUUUUCUUUACGUCGAACGACUCACUAGAAUGUAUCGACCAAAUGUUAGAUGAAGCUAAUAACUUUCAUCCUAACAUUAAACUAGUGCGGCAAAUUGGUAGAAGUGUUCCAUUUCUUGAUGUACUCAUUGAGAACAGAAAGGGCACUUUAACAACUUCAGUGUAUCAUAAAGAAGCAGCUGACCCGUAUGUCGUACCAUUUGGAUCAGAUCACUCUGGUCAUGUUUUCCGAAACACUGUUGACACUGCUAUUACGAGAGCAGUUCGUUAUUCAACAAACUUCUUACAAUUCGAAGAGGAGAUUAGGCAAAUAAAACUCAUGUUUCUCUAUAAUGGGCAUGUUCCCUCUAUUCAUUCAUGUUUUUCACUCUUUCUAUGUGACUUAUAG